Messenger RNA from Astyanax mexicanus (Mexican tetra), 4547 nucleotides. RefSeq names its product cerebral endothelial cell adhesion molecule (gene cercam). Bases 108 to 1886 code for a protein of 592 amino acids. The transcript is spliced from 12 exons. The record is from RefSeq and is a predicted model, not a curated record. NCBI's taxonomy places the organism in Eukaryota, Metazoa, Chordata, Actinopteri, Characiformes, Acestrorhamphidae.
GCUGUAAUGUUGGGUUAACCCGGUUGGCGGCUCUGGGAUUUGGGAAGAGCCCCUGAAGUGCUGACGCGGAUCAGGGCUGGGGGAGUAAAACCGUGUUGGAGGACGAGAUGUUACUCCGCUGGAAUUUGGCGCUUUUUCUCGCUUUUACCGGGUCAAAAUGCUACUUUUCGGAGGAGAAUUACACGGAGGAGUCUAAAAUGCAGCAGCCCACGGUGGUAAUCGCUAUUAUCGCCCGAAACGCUGCGCAUUCUCUGCCGUAUUACCUCGGAGCUCUGGAGCGACUCAACUACCCCAAAGACCGGAUCUCCAUCUGGGCAGCGACAGACCACAACACUGACAACACCACCGCAAUCCUGAGAGAAUGGCUCACCGUCAUGCAGCAGUUCUAUCACUAUGUGGAGUGGAGGCCUAUGGACAAACCAACAUCUUAUGCUGGAGAACUGGGGCCCAAGCACUGGACUAACGGCCGAUACGAAUACCUCAUGAAGCUCAAGCAGGCGGCGCUGAACUUCGCCAAGAAACGCUGGGCUGAUUAUAUCCUGUUUACAGAUGCAGACAACAUCCUGACCAACCCAGAAACCCUGAACCUCCUGAUCGCAGAGAAUAAAUCUGUAAUCGCCCCCAUGCUGGACUCACAGUCCGCCUACUCCAACUACUGGUGUGGAAUCACUCCACAGGGUUACUACCGCCGCACAGCGGAGUAUUUCCCCACCAGGCGGCGCUACAGAACAGGCUGCUUCCCUGUUCCUAUGGUUCACUCCACCAUGCUGCUGGACCUGCGGAAGGAGAACACCAGGAGGGUGGCCUUUCACCCCCCUCACACCGAUUACUCCUGGCCUUUCGACGAUAUCAUCGUCUUUGCUUUCUCCUGCAGAGUAUCAGAGGUGCAGAUGUACGUGUGCAAUAAGGAACGCUACGGUUACCUGAACGUUCCGGCCAAACCUCACGAACAGGUGGAGGACGACCACGUCAACUUCAUCCACCUCUACCUGGAGGCUCUGAUUGAUGGACCCCCUAUGUACGUCUCCCCCUACAUCCACGUUCCUCCCAAACAGACAGACCUGAUGGGUUUUGAUGAGAUUUACCUGAUAAACCUGCGCAGACGGCCGGACCGCAGGGACAGGAUGCUGUGGUCCCUCUAUGAGAUGGAAAUUAACGCUAAAGUAGUGGAUGCUGUGGACGGAGCAGCUCUGAACAGCAGUGAUAUUAAGCUCCUGGGUGUGGAUAUCUUGCCGGGGUAUAAUGACCCGUUUAAUGGACGCUCGCUGACUAAAGGAGAGGUGGGCUGCUUCCUCAGCCACUAUUACAUCUGGAAAGAGAUGGUGGACAUGCAGCUGGAUAAAGCUCUGAUUCUGGAGGAUGAUGUUCGUUUUCAGGGUAAUUUUAAGCGGCGUCUCCGGCACCUGAUGGAGGAGGUGGAGCUAGCCGAGCUGGACUGGGACAUCAUAUACCUGGGCAGAAAGCAGGUAAAUCCUUCGAAGGAGGAACCGGUGCAGAACGUGAAGAACCUGGUGUAUGUGGAUUAUUCAUACUGGACUCUCUCCUACAUCAUCUCCCUGCAGGGGGCGCAGAAACUCAUCAACGCUGAACCACUUUCUAAAAUGCUUCCUGUAGACGAGUUCCUGCCCAUCAUGUACGACAAGCACCCCAAUGAGGACUACAAAUCCCAUUUCCUGAACCGGAACCUGCAGGCUUUCUCCACGAGCCCCCUGCUGGUGCAGCCGGCUCACUACGCCGGAGACCCGCAGUGGGUGAGCGAUACAGAAACGUCUACGCUGUGGGACAACGACAGCGUGAAGACAGACUGGAGGGGCUCCUAUAAGACCUUGAAGGGAGGGACACCUCCGGCCGGGGUGCAGAGCGCCUCCUACAGGGACGAGCUGUGAAGCACAGGCUUCAGUGAGACACUAACGUUCAAUAGGGCUGCAACGAUUAGUCGAUAUAAUCGACAAUGACGAUUAUUUAAAUUUGUCGACUACAAAUUUCAUUGACGAUUAAUCGUUAAUUUUUAACGGUACUGCAUUACACAAAGUGCCGCGGACAGAACGCAAUAGGAGAUGAAUGGGGGUAAAUGUCUCACUCACACAGUUUACACUCAACAGUCUGUGUGUCCAAAAGUGCCCAAACACAACAGAUUACAUAUUUAAUUAGUAACAAAUAUCAGUACUUUCAGUGUUUUAACAACAUCCAGACAUUUAAAUGUCUUUUAAAUCUCAUGUUCAGCUGUUUCUAUUGGUUUUAGAGAUGGAGAACAUGGCAGAAAUAAUUGUUGACUAAUCGCCCAAUCGAAAAAAUAAUCGUCAGAUUAGUCGACUACAAAAAUAAUCAUUAGUUGCAGCUCUAAUGUUCAGAACUAGAGGCCGUUCUGGAGGCCAGGGUGUGUGAGGAACUGUACCGGCGGCUCGGAGGCUUAGAGACUGAAGCCUGUGAGGAAUAAUCACACACACACACACUCACACACAAACUCUCACACACACACUCUCACACACAGACACACACACACACACACACACAUGCACAUACAUGUUACGACACACACCCCUUCUCAGGUGGACGCUGCUCCCCUUCUCAGAGACCAUGCUUUAAAACUUUUGUGUGUUUUUUGCCUCUGUGUGUGUGUGUGUUUGUGUUCUCAGGUACAGUGCAGUGCAGUCUAGAUUCAACUUUUUCCCAGUCUGUAUGUCACCAUAUUGGAUUAGUAAUGGAUCUAACAUUGACUUUGUAUAUAUUUUUCAUACUGAAAACAUGCUAUGUCUUGGUUGCUGUGUCAUAGAAACCUUUUUUAAAAUUAUGUAUAUAUACAGCUGAGAAAUGCAUACUUUUGGAGUGAUUUCAAGGACACAGCUGAUGUAUCCUUCCUGUCCUCAGUUGAGUACAACAUUUCUGAGCAAUUAACACCUAAAAAUUAAGUCUGUAUGUCAGCAUAUUCGAUUUUGGAUCUGGAACAGCAUAAUAUUAUGACCUUAAAGGAGAACUCCGAUGUGAAAUGGACUUUGGUUGUAUUUAUUAAAACGUGAUAAAAAGUACUUUUCUUUGUUGAAUAGCUCUCCUCCGCUCUCCUGCAGCUUUCUGAAAUCUAGUAUUUUGUGCACUUUUUGCCCAAACAGACUUUUAGAAUGAGUGAUAUGGGGCAUAUUUUACCCUGCAGAUAAAUCUUUUUUACAAUGUUAUUUAGCUCAAAGUAGCUCCACACUUCAUUGGUAGAAUCUGGAGAGCUCUGACAUUUAAAACGAGGCAUUUAGAGCUUUAAAACUGCACAAGAAGUUUAUUAAAAGCCACAGUUUACAUCCCAUAGUGUAGAUAAAUCUCUGGAAGCUGCCAUCUUUAAAUUUAAAUCACACUAAAGCAAACUUCGAAUAGAACAAACUAAUAGGUAGGAUAGUUUUGAGCAGAUUGCAAAAUUAAUUCCUUGGAAAUUAAUAGAAUGUUGCUGAAAAAAAUAUCUGGUUACUGUCGAUGUCAGAAUGCAAAAAACCAACAACAACAAAUUACAUAAACAUCGAUCAAAAAGUUUAAUAGCGGCCCCGAUACCGAUAUUGUACAGGAUCAGUCUCAUUUCUAAUUAUGAAUGCCUCGUUGAGCUCUCCAGAUUCUACAAAUGAAGUGUGGAGCAACUUUGAGCUGAAUAAUGAUGUAAAAAGUUAUUUAUCUGCAGGGUAAAAAACUAUUCCCCAUGUCAUUCAUUCAUUCUAAAGCCUUUUUGGACAAAUUGCACAAAAUACUGGAUGUCAGAAGGCUGGAGGAAAGCGGAGGGGGACUAUUUAACAAAGGUAAGUUCUUUUUAUCAUGUUUGAAUAAAUACACCCAAAGUCCAUUUCACACCAGAGUUCUCCUUUAACUAUUUUUUAGACUCAACUGAAUAUGUAUAUAUAUUUUUUACAAAAAUUAAAUGCAGUAUCCCCACACAGUCCUGCACAAAUCCAAAAAUCAUUCACAUUCAAUAAAACUCUACAGACUGCACUGUACAUGGAUGCUUUAGAUUAUUGAAUGGGUCAGAGAUAAGGAGAAAUAAGUUCUUUUUAACUAGUUUAUUCAUAUUGUUUUGUUUUUUUGUUUCUUUUAAAGUGUUUUUUUGGUUUUAUACUUUUUUAAUGUUUUAUGUAUAAAUAUAAAUAUAUAUAAAAGUCGUGUUUAACACAUGGAGGGAAUGCUCAGCAUGAGAUUAACACCAAAGUCUAAUUUAAGCAGAAAAUAAAGUAGCAAAUUUGCCAUUUUGCACAAAUGCUUAAAACAAUCCAAGAAACAGAGAGAGAGGGUGUGUGUAUGUGUGUGUGUGCAUCAAUGAAUGUCUUAAGUCAUGUUAUUUAAUGUUCUGUACAUUUUUCCAAGGAUUUCCAUAAGAUUUAAUUUAGUUUUUGUUGUUUUUACAUCUUAAAGCAUCGUCAUAAUCAUCAUCACCCUCAUCAUCCUGUUUUUCUUAUUUAUUUCCUGAGUUUUCUGAUGACCUUGUGUGUUUGUUUCUUCUGAAGAAUGAUUUAGAUGGAAAAUUAAGGUUGUUUUUACCUUUUUUUUUAAACAAAUAAAGGCAGUUUGAGUUUGUACGUUUA